Messenger RNA from Bombus impatiens (common eastern bumble bee), 387 nucleotides. RefSeq lists its product as uncharacterized. The coding region runs from base 1 to 387 and encodes 128 amino acids. The transcript has a single exon. Lineage: Eukaryota; Metazoa; Arthropoda; Insecta; Hymenoptera; Apidae. The record is from RefSeq and is a predicted model, not a curated record.
AUGGUGUGCUACGCCGACGAUACCUUGGUCCUGGCCGGGGGACGUUGGUGGAACGAGGCCGUGAAUCUCACCGGGGCCGCCGUGGCAUGCGUAAUACGCGUCAUUCAGAGGCUCGGCUUGAGCGCGUCGCCAGCAAAGUCCGAAGCCUUGUGGUUCUUCGAUCACCACCGUAGAGGAACCUCACCUCCUGGACUGUUUGUGUAUAUCAACGGAAAAGAAGUCCCGGUGAGAUAUCAGUUGAAAUACCUGGCUCUCACUCCCAGCUACUUCGAGCUCCUGGUUCCAAAGGUGACAGCCGCAGCCAACCCCCUAUGCGGCUUACUACCGAACAUCGUUGGAGCAGGAGAUGGAUUUCGCCGACUCUACGAGGGAGUGGUUCGGUCUUGA